This is a messenger RNA of Lipotes vexillifer (Yangtze River dolphin), 2699 nucleotides long. It is a transcript of the gene BCAR1, whose product is annotated as BCAR1 scaffold protein, Cas family member. Gene Ontology annotation, biological process: cell migration; cell surface receptor protein tyrosine kinase signaling pathway. The record is from RefSeq and is a predicted model, not a curated record. NCBI's taxonomy places the organism in Eukaryota, Metazoa, Chordata, Mammalia, Artiodactyla, Lipotidae. Gene Ontology annotation, cellular component: cytoplasm; plasma membrane; focal adhesion. Gene Ontology annotation, molecular function: protein binding. The transcript is spliced from 7 exons. The coding region runs from base 96 to 2699 and encodes 867 amino acids.
GCGGCUUCGGGGCUCUCGGGAAUCCGAGAGCGCGCGGCGCGGGCAGUUUGCUGUGCGCCCUGCGGGGAGCCGGGGCCCCAGGCCGACCCAACGCGAUGAACUACCUGAACGUGCUGGCCAAAGCCCUCUACGACAAUGUGGCCGAGUCCCCAGAUGAGCUCUCCUUCCGCAAGGGCGACAUCAUGACGGUGCUGGAGCGGGACACGCAGGGCCUAGAUGGCUGGUGGCUCUGCUCGCUGCACGGGCGCCAAGGCAUCGUGCCCGGGAACCGCCUCAAGAUCCUGGUGGGCAUGCAUGACAAGAAGCCCGUGGGGCCCGGCCCCGGCCCGCCCACCAGCUCUGCCCUGCCUCAGCCCAGCCUCCACCCCCCGGCAGCCCAGUACACACCCAUGCUGCCUGCCACGUACCAGCCCCAGCCAGACAGUGUCUACCUGGUGCCUACCCCCAGCAAGACUCAGCAAGGCCUCUACCAAGCCCCUGGGCCCAGCCCCCAGUUCCAGUCUCCCCCGGCCAAGCAGACAGCCACGUUCUCCAAGCAAAUGCCCCAUCACCCAUUUCCCAGCCCAGCCCCAGACCUUUACCAGGUGCCCCCGGGGCCUGGCAGCCCUGCCCAGGACAUCUACCAGGUGCCGCCUUCCGCUGGGAUAGGACACGACAUCUACCAGGUCCCCCCAUCCAUGGAUGCACGGAGCUGGGAGGGGACGAAGCCACCAGCCAAGGUGGCGGUGUCCACCCGUGUGGGGCAAGGCUAUGUGUUCGAGGCCCCCCAGCCCGAGCAGGACGAGUAUGACAUCCCACGCCACCUGCUGGCCCCGGGGCCCCAGGACAUCUACGACGUGCCCCCUGUUCGGGGGCUGCUUCCCAGCCAGUACGGCCAGGAGGUAUAUGACACGCCCCCCAUGGCUGUCAAGGGUCCCAAUGGCCGGGAUCCAUCGCUGGACGUGUAUGAUGUGCCCCCCAGUGUGGAGAAGGGCCUGCCGCCGUCCAGCCAUCAUGCGGUGUACGAUGUUCCUCCAUCGGUGAGCAAAGACGUGCCCGACGGACCACUGCUGCGUGAGGAGACCUAUGACGUGCCCCCCGCCUUCGCCAAGGCCAAGCCCUUUGACCCGACCCGCCACCCGCUGGUGCUCGCCGCACCCCCUCCGGACUCGCCACCAGCUGAGGACGUGUACGACGUGCCGCCCCCGGCUCCUGACCUCUACGACGUGCCCCCCGGUUUGCGGCGGCCUGGCCCGGGCACCCUCUACGACGUGCCCCGAGAGCGGGUCCUUCCUCCCGAGGCAGCCAACGGCAGCGUGGCCGACGACGAUGUGUACGCGGUCCCCCCCCCUGCCGAGCGAGAGGCCCCGGCCGACGCCAAGCGCCUGUCAGCCUCCAGCACGGGCAGCACACGCAGCAGCCAGUCGGCCUCCUCCCUGGAGGCAGUGGUGCCGGGCCGUGAGCCCCUGGAGCUGGAGGUGGCCGUGGAGGCCCUGGCACGGCUGCAGCAGGGCGUGAGCGCCACCGUGGCCCACCUCUUGGACCUGGCAGCCAGUGCGGGCGGGUGUGGGGGCUGGCGCAGCACCUCUGAGCCUCAGGAGCCUCCGGCACAGGACCUGCGGGCUGCCGUGGCCGCUGUCCACGGGGCCGUCCACGAGCUGCUGGAGUUUGCCCGCAGCGCUGUGGGCAAUGCCGCCCACACUUCCGACCGCACGCUGCAUGCCAAGCUCAGCCGGCAACUGCAGAAGAUGGAGGACGUGUACCAGACGCUGGUGGCCCACGGUCAGGCCCUUGACAGUAGCCGGGGAGGCCUGGGGGCCACUCCCGAAGACCUGGACCGCCUGGUGGCCUGCUCGCGGGCUGUGCCCGAGGAUGUUAAGCAGCUGGCCUCCUUCUUGCAUGGCAACGCCUCGCUGCUCUUCAGACGGACCAAGGCCUCUGUCCCAGGGCCUGAGGGGGGUGGCCCCCUGCACCCCAACCCCACCGACAAGGCCAGCAGCAUCCAGUCCCGGCCCCUGCCCUCACCCCCUAAGUUCACCUCCCAGGACUCGCCUGACGGGCAGUACGAGAACAGUGAGGGAGGCUGGAUGGAGGAUUAUGACUACGUCCACCUGCAGGGGAAGGAAGAGUUUGAGAAGACCCAGAAGGAGUUGCUGGAAAAGGGCAACAUAAUGCGGCAGGGGAAGGGCCAGCUGGAGCUGCAGCAGCUGAAGCAGUUUGAACGGCUGGAGCAGGAGGUGUCACGGCCCAUAGACCAUGACCUGGCCAACUGGAUGCCAGCCCAGCCCCUGGCCCCGGGCCGGACGGGCGGCCUGGGGCCCUCGGACCGGCAGCUGCUGCUCUUCUACCUGGAGCAGUGCGAGGCGAACCUGAGCACGCUCACUAACGCCGUGGAUGCCUUCUUCACCGCCGUAGCCACCAACCAGCCCCCCAAAAUCUUCGUGGCACAUAGCAAGUUUGUCAUCCUCAGCGCUCACAAGCUGGUAUUCAUCGGGGACACACUGUCACGGCAGGCUAAGGCGGCCGACGUCCGCAGCCAGGUGACCCACUACAGCAACCUGCUGUGUGACCUCCUGCGCGGCAUCGUGGCCACCACCAAGGCCGCUGCCCUCCAGUACCCGUCGCCUGCUGCCGCCCAGGACAUGGUGGACAGGGUCAAGGAGCUGGGCCACAGCACCCAGCAGUUCCGCCGGGUCCUGGGCCAGCUGGCAGCUGCCUGA